ACCGCUUCGAAAAUACGGACGUGUAAACCUGUUUGUGCUGUCCAAUAUAUUGGUAUCAGAGUUGUGACCUCUUUAAUUAGCUAUUUUUAAAAUUGUUUUCCUGUAUAGGUUUGUAUAAUUGUUCUACUUUCUUUAUUGGGACUCUUACUUUGCCAUAGGAUCUUUUAUUUUGACACAAUUAUCAACAGGAACUUGUUCCUUUUUGUCUUACCGCGAGCUUCUGUCACUUUUAGCGCCGGAGUGGUGGCCCGGUGGCGAUGGAAUCACGUUGCACUUGCGGCUUUCUUUCAGCAGUGAAGCAGUGUGCCCGUCAGUCUCGGGACUUACAGAUUCUUUUCCGGGGCCUUAGUGGCACGACACAGCUUUCAUCUCGGUUUAAGGCCGUUUCAGGAGCGAUAGCGUCAGGUGAACCAGAACCUGAUAAUUUUGGGGGUAGCGGUGGUGAAAGGACAAGCGGUGGAUGGUCGGCCAGUCUCUUUAGGACAGCCUGUGCUAUUGGACUCGGAGUCUGUGGCGUGGCAGUGAUUCGUUCCCGGCAAGAGAAAGGAGGACUGGUCGGCGUGAAUGGAUCUUUUCUUGGUCUGCCUUCAGCCGCCUGCGCUACCCCAUUCAAGCAGGACAGCCCCAGAUACAAGUAUAAUUUUAUUGCUGACGUAGUGGAGAGGUCCGCACCUGCUGUCGUUUAUAUCGAGAUUGUGGGGAGGCAACCUUUUUCUGGCCGUGAAGUUCCGAUUUCAAAUGGUUCAGGAUUUAUCAUCGACAAAGAUGGCUUAAUAGUAACUAAUGCUCACGUGGUUGCUAAUAAACGAGGAGUGCGAGUAAAGCUGGCCAAUGGGGAGACUUAUAAUGCCAUGGUGUUGGAUGUUGACCAAGUUGCAGACAUUGCUACCAUCAAAAUUAAUGCAAAGCAUCCACUCCCUACACUUCCUCUUGGGGUUUCAUCAAGCUUGCGCCAAGGGGAGUUUGUUGUAGCAAUGGGAAGUCCAUUUGCAUUGCGUAAUACCAUCACUUCAGGAAUUAUCAGCUCUGUGCAAAGGGAAGGUCGAGAACUUGGCCUUUCCAACUCUAAUAUGGACUACAUUCAAACAGAUGCAGCCAUUGAUUUUGGAAACUCUGGAGGACCACUUAUAAAUUUGGAUGGUGAAGUUAUUGGUAUUAAUACAAUGAAAGUGACAGCAGGAAUCUCCUUUGCAAUUCCUUCAGACUACCUCAGGCAGUUCCUCAACAGAGCGGAAGAGAAAAAGAAGUCAUGGUUUGGUGGUCAAGAGCCAAAGAGACGCUAUAUUGGUGUAAUGAUGCUGACAUUGACUCCGAGCAUUAUUGAGCAGCUGAAGGUUCGGGACCCCAGUUUCUCUGAUGUUAUGCAUGGUGUAUUAAUUCACAGGGUCAUCAUUGGAUCUCCUGCUCACAGAGCAGGGAUGAAACCUGGUGACAUUGUUCAGGAGAUAAAUGGAAAACUUGUGAAGACUGCUGAAGAACUCUACAGUGCCGUCCGCACAUCUGACAGCCUUAAUAUGGUGGUGAAGCGUGGCCAUGACGUACUUAUGCUUCACAUGACACCAGAGUUCACAGAAUAGAUGGGGCAGUGGAUCAUUUUGAGAGUAGCAUAUUUUCGGAAAGAACACUCCUCUUAGGAAAGACCUUAAAAGGAAAAAAAAAAAAACAACAAAACCUUUUCUUUAUUUUUAAAAUGUUCUAUAUGGGCUACACCAUCACAACUGGGUUUAUAAAACAAAAAUGUUAACUGAAUCCACUGGCUUAAUACAUUUUUGUAUAAUUAAAAGCAAACCUAGCGUGUAGAUAUUUUUGUCUCCACUAGAGGACUCUGCUUUCCAUAAACUGUAAAAGCAAAUCCGUACAGUACAUCGUGCUAUUUAAAGGUGGACAUUUCUGUCCAUAGAGAGCCCUCUUGAGUUUUCAUUUUACCUGUGAGGUUUGUGAACUCUAUUAUACAAACCUGAGAUACAUUAUAUAAAAAAAAAAAAACAGUAAAUUGUGAUACAUAUGUCAUAAGCAUGCUCUGUUGCACUAUCACUUGGUUAAUCAAAGGUAUUAAAUAACAAAAUACAGUGUACUGUAUUCAGGAUUGGCUUCAUCCCCUUGGAACCCUAUAAUCUGAUGAAGCCAUUUUGAAAAAUAGAUGAACCCAAAGAAAAUGAAAAGAAUCUUUUUUAAAAAAAAAAAUCACUGAGUGAUCAUAAAUCUUCCUUUGAAUUAUUUUUAAUCUCAAGAAGCUUUUCCUUUUUUGUUAGCUAUGCAGCAUUUUUAUAGUAUUGUAAUUAUUACAGUAUAUGGUCGUGAUUUUCUUAAAAUGUAUUGAUUUAUAUUUAGCUUAUCUUGUCUGAAAUCCUAUGGACACUGACAUUGUUUACACUUUUAAACAUUGAGGACAUACUUUUGUGAGAAACAUCAAACUGUAAGUCAUGUAUAUACUUGUUGUAGUUUUUAUUGUUGAUAUUCAGUUAUUUGAGCCUCACCACUUUUUAUUAAACUGCUUCUUGGAAAAGGUU
Messenger RNA from Erpetoichthys calabaricus (reedfish), 2510 nucleotides. RefSeq names its product serine protease HTRA2, mitochondrial-like. Lineage: Eukaryota; Metazoa; Chordata; Cladistia; Polypteriformes; Polypteridae. The record is from RefSeq and is a predicted model, not a curated record. Gene Ontology annotation, cellular component: mitochondrion. Gene Ontology annotation, molecular function: serine-type endopeptidase activity; protein binding. Gene Ontology annotation, biological process: positive regulation of apoptotic process; programmed cell death; proteolysis. The transcript is spliced from 8 exons. Bases 258 to 1577 code for a protein of 439 amino acids.